UUGGUAUCGGUAUGUCUGUUGAAUCUAUGAUGUCUUUGGUUGUGGGAGUAUGCUUGUAUAUAUGGUCUAUGGGUUUCUUUGAAGUGCUGAUACCGUUGUGGUCGUUGGGUUUAUUUGCUUAUCCGGAAAUAGCUCCGAUGCUGUCUUUGAUACGCAGUUUUUGUAUUAAAGGGGCAUUAACAAAAAUACUCAUUGGGCUAGGCUUGGUGGUGAUGAUAUGCAGGAGGGUUAUAAGAAUCCUGGAAUUGGCCACAGGAAUGUAUACAUCAUGUUUUGUGCUGUUUAUUAGAGGAGAGGCAGGCAAAGAGGAUUUCCUACCUCUAUUUCCCUUCCUCUCUUCUGAAUUAGUUACAUCUUUAGUAGAAAACAUUCAGAUCUCCCUGAAUAUCAAAGAGACCAUCUUUCUGGCAAUUAAUUUGGUGAGUUUUGGCUAUACUGUCUUCAGUUUAUACAGAAUAAAGGCUGAGAUUUCUAAAGGGGCUGAGAAGACUCCUGAUUUAGGAGUCAAGUUAAGCAGAAAGAACCCUGAAUGGAAUGGAAAGUGGGAAGAAAUGGGCCAGAUUUUAAAGGAACUUUCUGACCCCAUAAUCUGGGAAUUCCCACCUGAACAGAUUCAGGAUCCCAUUAAGGUGGCAAGGUAUUUAAAAAAGAAGUGUCAGGCUAGCCCUAAAGAGAGAAGGGUUAUUACAGUAAGCUGGGCCCUGGCACAUGCCUAUCGCACUUUGCUAGACAGUAUAGAGCGAGACACAGAGGAAAGGAACCAGGGAGAUAAAUUACCUACCAUCCCAGCCACUCAAGUUGCUACCACCCCCCUAGGACUAAAGCCAGCAGCUAAACUGGAUAAUAUGCCUCAACCAAUGGCUGUUGCUGCUAGCAAGAGGGGUGGGAAGUGCUCCAAGAAGACCGACCGGCCAGUAGUGGAUGAUGAUGAUGAUGAUGAUGCUGGAGAGGGACCCUCAACACCUCCUGAUAUAAAAUCAGGAGCCAAAACAACCAGUAUGAGAGCAGAGGCCAACAAUGAGUCCCUUUCCAUAAAGGAUCUUCGUGGGUUAAGAAAGGACUACACCCGGCGACCUGACAAAUCUAUAAUCAGCUGGCUAGUUCGCCUCUGGGAUGCGGCAGGAGAGGCUACAGUAUUGGAUGGCACCGAAGCGAGGCAUUUAGGGUCUCUGUCCCAUGACCCGGUCAUCGACCAAGGUGUGAUGAGGGAAGCUAACCCUCAGAGCCUCUGGGCCCAGGUCCUGGAUGGCAUGGCACAAAGAUAUCUGUGUGCUGAUGAUCUAUGUAUGCAGCAGACCCGAUGGAGAACCAUUGAGCAGGGGGUCCAACGUCUAAGAGAGAUGGCAGUAGCAGAAAUGAUUUUUUCGGACGACAUAACAACUAGAAACCCAGAUCUGGUACCAUGCACACCGGUCAUGUGGAGGAAACUUGUGCAGCUUGGGCCAUCUGAGUACGCUUCUACUCUAGCAAUAAUGAAACGGGAAGAAAUGUAUGAAACCGUGCUCGACAUGGCGAAGAAGCUCCGGGCAUAUGCUGACACGGUACAUGGCCCAACCCAUGCUAGAAUUGCAGCCGUGGAAACUCGGUUACAGAAUUUGGAAGAUAAGAUCGAGGAAAAUCAUAAGAAGCUCAGAGAAGAGAUUAAGGAGGACCUCCUCCAAAUCUCAGCUGUGCAAAUUAGGCGUCCCAGCACCCAACGCAGGCGUUUCUCGGAUGGUGAGAGGAGGUAUACUCCAUGUGCUGAAUUGUGGUUCUUCCUACGUGAUUGCGGAGAGAAUAUGAAGCGUUGGGACAGAAAACCUAAGAAUAUGAAGCGUUGGGACGGAAAACCUACGGCUGCUCUGGCACAACGGGUGCGGGAUUUGAAAGAAGACAAGACCCGAAGAGAAGGUUCAACCAGAAAGAGAGCAGCUCCAGUCGCUUGGAAUCACAACGCCAAGUAUGAGGAGGAUGAUGACAUGUCUGACACGCUGGAAGGAACUUCUAAGACCUAUGCCCCCGUAAAAAAGGAUAAACAGGCUUAG
Ficedula albicollis (Collared flycatcher) is the source of this 2024-nucleotide messenger RNA. RefSeq lists its product as uncharacterized. Bases 12 to 2024 code for a protein of 670 amino acids. The transcript has 2 exons. The record is from RefSeq and is a predicted model, not a curated record. Lineage: Eukaryota; Metazoa; Chordata; Aves; Passeriformes; Muscicapidae.